GAGAUCGGUCUUUAUGUUGCUAAGAUCGGGGAUCGAUCUGCUUCUGCUACUGAGAUAAGGCUUCUGUGGAGUUACAUCCACUUUCAUCUUGCUUGCCAUCCCUUCUCUUCCCUUCUCGUUUCCCGUCCAAGAUGACCGGACUCUUUCCCUGCUGAUCAGAUCUGUUGGCGCUUCUUCCUUCGACCUCUCCCCCUUUGCAUCUCGCGUUAGAGCUUUCCACGCCGAUGCCUCCCGGAACCUUUAGUUGAUCCUUCUUGGAGCUAUGAUAAAGCUUUUUAAAAUUAAAGACCAAAAGCGGGAGGAUGCAGCAAAUUCGAGUGGAAGGGCUCCUGUCAAGAAGCAGAGUGCUGGAGAAUUGCGUCUUCACAAAGAUAUUAGUGAGCUUAAUCUGCCCAAAAGCACUGUCAUAUCAUUCCCAAAUGGCAAGGAUGAUCUGAUGAACUUUGAGAUCAGCAUAAGACCUGAUGAAGGAUACUAUCAAGGUGGUACAUUUGUUUUUACCUUUCAAGUAUCUCCUUCUUAUCCUCAUGAGCCACCAAAGGUCAAGUGCAAGACAAAGGUUUACCAUCCUAACAUUGACCUGGAGGGAAAUGUUUGCCUGAACAUUCUGCGUGAAGACUGGAAGCCUGUGCUUAACAUAAAUACUGUUAUUUAUGGGUUGAUUCUUCUUUUCAUGCAACCAAACGAUGAGGACCCACUAAAUCAUGAUGCAGCUGCAGUCCUACGUGACAACCCUAGGUUGUUUGAGACAAAUGUCAGAAGGGCAAUGGCUGGAGGAUACGUGGGUCAAAUCUACUUCCCCAGAUGCAUAUAACAGUGCUGUUAAAUGGCAGCUUGUAAUGUAUGGUAUGCAAGCUUUCAUGAUAUAAUACCUUGGAAACCAUGGAAUUGCCUAUGUGAAUUUUUUUACUUGUGCUGCUAAGUGUAAAACUCUGUUGAUAUUUAUGUUCAUUUCCUCUGCUGUGGUGUAAGUUGGUAAAUUUGGCCUCUCA
Molecule: messenger RNA, 992 nt
Organism: Musa acuminata AAA Group (dessert banana)
Lineage: Eukaryota; Viridiplantae; Streptophyta; Magnoliopsida; Zingiberales; Musaceae
Product: NEDD8-conjugating enzyme Ubc12-like
Exons: 6
Coding region: 263-814 (183 amino acids)
Source: RefSeq, a predicted model, not a curated record